Vicia villosa (hairy vetch) is the source of this 573-nucleotide messenger RNA. RefSeq names its product coatomer subunit zeta-3-like. Bases 1 to 573 code for a protein of 190 amino acids. Gene Ontology annotation, cellular component: COPI vesicle coat. The record is from RefSeq and is a predicted model, not a curated record. The transcript is spliced from 5 exons. Lineage: Eukaryota; Viridiplantae; Streptophyta; Magnoliopsida; Fabales; Fabaceae. Gene Ontology annotation, biological process: intra-Golgi vesicle-mediated transport; retrograde vesicle-mediated transport, Golgi to endoplasmic reticulum; intracellular protein transport.
AUGGGAUCUCAUGGUUCAUGUCCUAUGAUAAAGAAUAUCCUUCUGUUAGACUCAGAGGGAAAGAGGGUUGCAGUAAAGUAUUUUUCAGAUGACUGGCCAACAAACAGUUCAAAACUAGCUUUUGAGAAGUUCGUGUUCACCAAAACUCUUAAAACAAAUGCUCGCACAGAAGCUGAGAUAACAUUGCUUGACGACAAUAUCAUUAUUUACAAGUUUGUACAAGACCUGCAUUUCUUUGUCACUGGCAGCGACGAUGAAAACGAGAUUGUUUUAGCUUCAGUUCUUCAGGGACUCUAUGAUGCAAUCACCCUUCUGUUGAGGAAUAAUGUUGACAAAAGAGAAGCACUUGAGAACUUGGAUCUCAUUCUUUUAUGCCUUGAUGAGAUUGUUGAUGGAGGGAUGAUACUCGAAACAAAUGGACCGCUUAUUGCUGAAAAAGUUACCUCCCAUAACAUCGACGCUGACUCUCCAUUGUCUGAGCAGGUAGAGCAACAAUUUUUCAGUUUACUUUAUGUCAGUAACGUGCUAAUGACACUUCAGAUUGAAUACGUGUUUGACCUGCCAACAGCAUGA